AUGGCUCCAGCCACGAUUCCAACUUCAAUAGACGAACUCCCUUCCACGGAGGAGGUUAAAGAGCAAGUUAAAGAGAACGCUAAAGGCGCAGUCUCCGGUCUACGGUCUCUCGUCGCUGGCGGAGUAGGAGGCGUGUGCGCUGUCGUCGUCGGGCACCCUUUCGAUUUGGUCAAAGUCCGCCUACAGACUGCGGAGAAGGGGGUCUAUUCGGGCGCCAUCGAUGUGGUGAAGAAGACCAUUGCUCGGGAGGGAUUGGCGAGGGGCCUCUAUGCAGGCGUCUCCGCUCCCUUGGUCGGUGUGACGCCCAUGUUUGCCGUCAGCUUCUGGGGAUAUGACAUGGGGAAACGGCUCGUGGAUACAUUCUCUACGGUGCCCGUCAAAAACAAUACGCCUCAAUACUCAAUUGGGCAAAUCUCCGCCGCGGGUUUCUUUUCAGCUAUACCCAUGACGCUCAUAACCGCACCGUUUGAGCGUGUCAAAGUUCUCCUGCAGAUUCAAGGUCAGAAACAACUCGCGCCAGGGGAGAAACCCAAGUACUCUGGUGGGCUGGACGUUGUGAGACAGCUGUACAAGGAAGGAGGUAUUAGAUCCGUGUUCAGGGGUAGCGCGAUGACUCUCGCCAGAGAUGGCCCAGGUUCGGCUGCGUACUUUGCGGUCUACGAGUAUGUCAAACGCAACCUGUCCCCCAAAGAUGCCGACGGCAACGCCACAGGGGAACUAAGUCUGACGGCUGUCAUGACCGCCGGAGGCUGUGCAGGCGUGGCCAUGUGGAUUCCCGUCUUCCCCGUAGACACCAUCAAAAGCAGGAUCCAGACCGCGGAGGGAAAACCGACCAUCGGCGGUGUUGUCUCGCAGGUGUAUAGAAGUGGUGGUAUCAAAGCCUUCUUCCCAGGCUUUGGACCGGCGUUGGCAAGGGCUGUUCCGGCGAAUGCAGCUACGUUCCUGGGAGUCGAGUUGGCGCACAAGGCCAUGAAUUCAUUGUUGGGUUAA
Fonsecaea nubica is the source of this 990-nucleotide messenger RNA. RefSeq lists its product as hypothetical. Gene Ontology annotation, molecular function: O-acyl-L-carnitine transmembrane transporter activity. Gene Ontology annotation, biological process: carnitine transmembrane transport; mitochondrial transport. Bases 1 to 990 code for a protein of 329 amino acids. Gene Ontology annotation, cellular component: mitochondrial envelope. The transcript has a single exon. NCBI's taxonomy places the organism in Eukaryota, Fungi, Ascomycota, Eurotiomycetes, Chaetothyriales, Herpotrichiellaceae. The record is from RefSeq and is a predicted model, not a curated record.